Molecule: messenger RNA, 1000 nt
Organism: Brassica oleracea var. oleracea
Lineage: Eukaryota; Viridiplantae; Streptophyta; Magnoliopsida; Brassicales; Brassicaceae
Product: steroid 5-alpha-reductase DET2
Exons: 2
Coding region: 75-860 (261 amino acids)
Biological process (GO): brassinosteroid biosynthetic process
Cellular component (GO): membrane
Molecular function (GO): 3-oxo-5-alpha-steroid 4-dehydrogenase activity
Source: RefSeq, a predicted model, not a curated record
AAUUGCCAAGCUGAGCUGUACUCGACUCUGCACGGAUAGAUCUGAUUCUUCAUCACUUCGCAGAAUCACCCAAAAUGAAAGAGAUCGCCGAUGAGACCUUCUUCCGCUACUGCGUCCUAACACUAAUUUUCUCGGGCCCACCUACCGCCGUCGCUCUCAAAUUCCUCCAAGCUCCUUACGGCAAACACAACCGUUCCGGAUGGGGACCCACCUUAUCUCCCCCGCUCGCUUGGUUCCUCAUGGAGAGCCCCACCUUAUGGCUCACGCUCCUCCUCUUCCCCUUUGGCCGCCACUCUCACAAUCCCAAAUCUCUCCUCCUCUUCUCACCUUACCUCCUCCAUUACUUCCACCGCACCGUCAUCUACCCUCUCCGCCUCCUCCGCAGCUCCUCCUCGAGUAAAAACGGCUUCCCGAUCACCAUCGCCGCCAUGGCUUUCACCUUUAAUCUUCUCAACGCCUAUAUCCAGGCGAGGUACGUUUCUCAUUACAAGAACGACUACGACGACGGAGUGUGGUUCUGGUUGCGGUUUGUUAUCGGUACGGUGGUUUUCGUAACCGGUAUGUGGAUUAACAUCACGUCGGACCGGACUCUGGUACGGAUGAAGAAGGAGAACCGGGGAGGUUAUGUGAUACCGAGAGGAGGCUUGUUCGAGUUUGUAAGCUGUCCGAAUUACUUUGGAGAGGUGGUUGAGUGGUUGGGCUGGGCUGUAAUGACUUGGUCUUGGGCCGGAGUUGGGUUUUUCCUAUACACGUGUUCCAACUUGAUCCCGCGCGCACGUGCGAGCCACGUAUGGUACGGUGACAAGUUUAAGGACGAGUACCCAAAGACUCGGAAAGCUGUUAUUCCUUUUGUGUUCUGAAAAUAUUCAGUUACCGGUUUAGUUCUCUUAAUGUUGGUUUAUUGUUCCGGUUUAGUUUUAUUUAUGUUGGUGUACUACAAGAGUGCUAAAAUGUGUAUCAUUUAGACCAAUCUAUUAAUAUAUCAAAGGUUUUAACAUAA